Messenger RNA from Leishmania braziliensis MHOM/BR/75/M2904, 570 nucleotides. It is a transcript of the gene HTBF, whose product is annotated as terbinafine resistance locus protein (yip1). The transcript has a single exon. Gene Ontology annotation, cellular component: membrane; trans-Golgi network. NCBI's taxonomy places the organism in Eukaryota, Euglenozoa, Kinetoplastea, Trypanosomatida, Trypanosomatidae. Bases 1 to 570 code for a protein of 189 amino acids. Gene Ontology annotation, biological process: endoplasmic reticulum to Golgi vesicle-mediated transport. The record is from RefSeq and is a predicted model, not a curated record.
AUGCUCAACGAAGUGCACUUGAACGCAGACCCGAACACUAUCUCCACCUUGGAUGAGCCGGUGCUUCAGACGCUGCUCCGCGAUGCCAAGGCGAUUGGCCGCAAGCUCAUCGUAGUUGUCUGCCCCCCUCUCGGGGAUGAAAGGGAACUUCAUGAUUGGGACCUCUGGGGGCCCCUGUUCCUAUGUCUCAUGCUUGCUUCUAUCCUCACUAUUAACGCCAGCGACGACCAAGGCGCCGCCGUCUUCUCUGCUGUCUUCAUCUUUGUCUGGCUCGGCGGUCUCGUCGUCACCAUCAACGCCAAGCUCCUAGGCAGCAAGAUCAUGUUCUUUCAGACAUACUGCGCGAUGGGUUACUGCUUGGCGCCCAUCUGUCUUGGCGCUCUCUUUUGCUGGAUCAUCCCGUGGUUCUUUGUGAACCUCCUGCUGUGCGUCAUCGCAUGGGCGUGGGCCUGUUGGGCUGCCCUGCGCUUUUUUCGUAACACAGUGAACGCUGACCGUGAGGUGCUGGUGGUGUACCCCGUCGGGCUCUUCUACGUCUUCUUUACAUGGAUGGUCCUCGUUGGUAUUUAG